AUGUUUAAUGCCGCUACUUUAUAUUUCUCUGGUGUUGCUGGUAAAAAGGAUCCAGAAUUAGGUGCAAAAUAUAUGAGAUUAGCCGCUUAUAAACAACAUAAACAAGCUAUUGAUUAUUGCAAGAAAAAUAGUUUGCCUUU
Molecule: messenger RNA, 140 nt
Organism: Funneliformis mosseae
Lineage: Eukaryota; Fungi; Glomeromycota; Glomeromycetes; Glomerales; Glomeraceae
Source: the annotation of a GenBank genome assembly